UAAGACUGCAAGCACUACAGCACAUGAGAGCCCUGCAAUAAAGCUGCAUAAGCAACAGGCAGGUGAGACAGAAAGCUGUGAUGUGCUGAAUGAAUAAGGACUCAUAUGUGGUAGCUGAAAAACUUUUGGACAGGGCACCUGCUCUGUUCAACCAGAUUCCUGUGCUCCCUGAGGCAGCAAAGGAAAAUGACUCAGCUUCAGCACUAGCCAGAGUUGCUGAAGUCAUGAAAAACUUGCUGAGAGCGGACAUGGGCUCAUUGGCCUCAAUAAGCGUAGGCAGCAACCAAGCCCUAGGUAGACUAAGUUUUCAGAGUAGUAAGAUGAAGAGCUUAUUUAUCAAGUUUCCCGAGACCCUUCUGCUGCACAGGGUGCAGAGUGAGAGAGGACAUGUUCUUGUUUUCUUAGUAGAGAGUAAAGAGCGAGUGGGGAAGGUAGUGCAUUUGUCAGUCCUGAAGGGUGACACAAGACAGAAUGUCAGCAAAAUGCUGACAGUCUUUAAGGAGUUCAAUCCUGAGUGCCAAAAGGUUAAGGUUGUCUUUGUGGACUUGUCCUUCCUUCACAAAGCUGUCCUCCAAGAGCUCCUUCCCUCUGCCCAAGUGCUCCUUUCUGUCUACCACACUGUCUGACUUCUUGAGAAGAAUGUAGAAGCAGCAGAAGUGUCAUCUUCCUUCAAGCAAAACUUGAAGCUGGCCUUGAAGAAUGUAAUAUUUUUUACUUUGACAGCAAAUCUAGAUACCUUGUCUCAACUAGUGAAGUGCUUGGUUAAUCAGGAGUUUUAUGACUACCUUCAAGCCAACUGGUUCUCCUGUGAGAUGCUGUGGUAUAUGCAUGCAAAAAAAGGACUGCAUUCAUGCAGCACCAUGGACAGCCUAGAUCUCAUCACCAAAAUAUCUAGUCUCUUCAGCCAGCAGCUGUCCUUGGAGACGAGCAUUCUUCAUUUUUUUGCAUAUGUGGACUGCUUUGAUGCCAAAGGUUUGGAAAGCUUGAAGCAGAGUUUCUUAAGCAUUGAGGAGGACAGUCAGAGCAGCCUCGAAGAGAAACCUAAAGUGCACAGUUGUGCUGCAGCCAAACAAGCUCCUCUUGAUAGUUCACAGACCCUCCUCAAAUAUCCUGAGCCGCUCAUGCAGGUUGCUAUAGAGAAACCUGCAAAGACAACACGCUCCAUGCUGGCUGCUGGCUGGGAGACUUGUACAGACUUGGCCUACCAGCUGUGUAAGAAUGAGUGGGAAGUAGUGCAGAAGUCAACCCAGCUCAUCAGUGUCGUGCAGGAUAAUAUUGUAGUUCAGGUGCUAGAAGACCCACACCAGGUGGGCAAAGACUACAAGAGCUGCAGUUGUUACUUUCAUUGCCGAUACCAGCUCCCUUGCAGGCAUAUUCUUGUGCUGCAUGCUAACAAGAAAAGGGUAGAAGAAAGUAUAGUAUGUAAGUGUUGGCAGAAGAAGUACCAGCACCUCUCAGUUCUCGGAGAGAACCUCUUAGACCGUCCUGGACAUCACACAGGUAUCCAGACAGAAGCAGAGGGAAGAUGUGACAAAAUCCAGUCCCUCAGCAAGGAGCUUGCCAGCCUCUUGAUGCAGUGUGAUGGGGAAGAGCUAGAGGAGCGAAGCUCCACACUCAGAAUGAUUGUGGAUAUCUGGGCUAAGUCACCUGAACCCUUGGGAGAGGCUGAGAAAGACCUGACCUUUAGAAAUGUGGGGGAUCUUCCCUUUCUCUGGGUAAAGCAGGAGGAAGUGGAGAUUGCAAAUGCAGAUUCUGAUGAAUUAACAAUAAAUGUAGACAGCUGCGGCGCCUGCAAGGCGCUCAACCCCGGCUGGGAGGCGAUCGAGACCUUGCUGGUGGGCCCGGACUUCCCGUGGGCGACGGCUCUGUCCGACGCCUUCCCCGCGGCGCAGGUGCAGCUCUCGGUCUUCCACGCGUGCUGGCGCCUGCAGCAGGAGACGCUGGCGCCGGAGCACCGCACCGAGAGGCUCCUGUUAAACGCCCCGAGGAACGCGGCGUGCGCGGCUUCGGAGCGCAGCCUGCGGAAGAUGCGCGCCGUCCUGAGGGACUCCGUAAAAGCAGCCUUGGUGCCUCAGCUCAGUGUUCACUGGCUGCUCGAUGACAAGAUUUGGGCCAUGCACAGACAGAGGACUUGGGUGGAAAGCAGUGACUGUUUUAAGGACCUGGAGAUCAUCACCUGGGACAUCAACCAGGUGUUCUGCACUAGACUCUCUCUGGAGGCCCGCGUCGCUGCUUUAGCGAAGCACUACCAGAAGCGUGUUUCUAAGAGUCCUCCUGAUGCUGCGACGUGCUCCACUAACCGCCAAGUUACUCAGACAGCUCUUCAGAGCCUGCCUGUCGUGAGUUCACCUCCAGCCCCCCUUGCUCCCUCAGCAGCGUGCCAGAGUAGGCCAUCUGAGAGCUCCCUUUUGGCCUCUCCCAGCACAGUGCUGGCUCAUCAGAAAUGGCUGGUGCAAAGCUCUCACAGCUGUGAAGAAUCCCCUGAUUGUGCUUCAUGCUCCCCUGGCAGCUCCUCAGCAGCCCUUCCUUCUUCAGAGUCAGCCCGCAAACUCCAGAGUCUCAUUUUCCAGAAUGAGCCAGAAAGCCCUCAGACCUCGUUAGAUCCAUCAUCUCAUGCAGCUAAGCUGGAGGUUGCAGAAAACCCAGAGGGUGGCAGCAAUGAGGAGACUAACCGAAAUACUGAGGAGCGCAUCAAGCAAUCUUUGCGUGAGGUUUGCACAGAGCCUGCUGCCAGGCUGUGCCUCAGUGAGCUUGCAGUGGUUCAGAAGUCUGUACAGCGGAUAGGCACCAAUGAGGACACGGUCAACAUACAGGUCCUUGAAGAUGCCCACAAAGUGAACCAGAAGGGCCUGAACAACUGCACUUGCCACUUUAACCAGACGUUCCAGCUGCCCUGCCGGCACAUCCUGGCUGUGCUGCAUUCAGACUGAAAGACCUUACAGCCGGAGAUGCUAAGCAAGCAGUGGCAGAAAGGACAUGAUGCCCGUCAGGCAGGGCAGGACGGCACUGAUAGCCUCUUGGAAGUUCUGAAAAGCUCCUGGAAUGAGUCUUUGGACAAAUCCUUGGUAGUGUCCUUCCUUACAGCAGAGAUCAGCCGGCUGCUCACCUGCUGCAGCAGUGAGGAGUUUGAGCGCAGGUGCAACACUCUCCGAGAGCUGGCUGAUAGCUGGAUUGGACCUUAUGUUCAGGUGAAGCUGUAGCAGAGAACUGGAGCGCUGAACUGCCCUGUUCCUUUUGCAGAUGCCUGUGUUGCGUGUGAAACCCUUGGGAGAAAUGGGGCAUCAGAUAUCACAAAAAAGUGAUAAUUCUGCUGAUAACUCUA
Struthio camelus australis is the source of this 3322-nucleotide messenger RNA. The record is from RefSeq and is a predicted model, not a curated record. NCBI's taxonomy places the organism in Eukaryota, Metazoa, Chordata, Aves, Struthioniformes, Struthionidae.